This is a messenger RNA of Colletes gigas, 4479 nucleotides long. RefSeq names its product leucine-rich repeats and immunoglobulin-like domains protein 3. Lineage: Eukaryota; Metazoa; Arthropoda; Insecta; Hymenoptera; Colletidae. The coding region runs from base 235 to 3093 and encodes 952 amino acids. Gene Ontology annotation, molecular function: protein binding. The transcript has 14 exons. The record is from RefSeq and is a predicted model, not a curated record.
UCUCGCAUCGGUCCGUAGGCGUCAUCAUGGUGUGUGGGCCGGAGCGUUUUUGAGAGACAACGAGUUUGUUUUCAGCCGAUAAGAGGUGUGGGCAUUUUCGUUAUUAUGGUGAUGAUUUCGCGAGGCGCGGUGUGCUCGUCCUACGGAAUCGCUAUGGGGAAAACCGUCGACGAUGCUCAACGUACAAUUACGAAAUAAGUUUUGAAAAACGGUGACGAUACGACGGCGCGUACGAUGUCGAGCUCGGGACGAGUAUUUCCCGUACGUCGUUUCGAGUGGAAGCGCAAAUGGACGGCCGUUUUAUUAUCGAUGUUAUGCGCGAUCCCAUCGAACCCUACAAGUGCCGACUCGAUAUCGUAUGGUACGAAGGAUAAUCAGUGUCCCGUCGAGUGUGCGUGCCUUGGGAAUGUGGUCGACUGCAGUAGCUUACAAUUGAUCGGAGCACCCAGCGGUCUACCACCAUGGACAGAGAUCUUAGAACUAAAAGAGAAUAAUAUAGCUAGUUUGGAAUUUGAUGCACUGUUACAUUUAACUAAGCUCAAAGAAUUGGACCUUAGCUCCAAUAAAUUUGGAGAUAACUUUACAAUCAUGCUAUCAGAACAUACCUAUUUACAAGGACUUAAAGUAAAUAAGAACCAAUUGACUCAGGUGCCAGAUUUGUCCUUUGUGAGAAAUUUGACUCAUCUUGCAUUAGCUCAUAACUUGAUCAGUGAUAUAAAUGGAAGUGCAUUGUUGAGCUUACAGCAGCUUCAAAGUUUGGACAUCAGUGGGAAUAAAAUAAGCACGAUAAAACAUGGAUCCUUUCUUGUUCCUAAUUGUCUUACACAUUUGAACUUAAAUAUGAAUCAAAUAAAAGUAAUAGAAAACGGGAGUUUGGAUAAUUUAACAUCGUUAGAAGAAUUACGUUUAAAUAAAAAUCAGCUGACUCAAUUGAAAGAUCUCUUCACAAAUUUAACAAAAUUACGAAUACUGGAAAUAAAUAAAAACGAGUUGCAGAUGAUCCAAGGACUUAGUCUUAAGGGUUUAAAAAAUCUUAAAGAAUUACGCUUAAAGAGAAACAAAAUCGAGUUGUUGGACGAUGGCGCGUUCUGGCCGCUAAAAAAUUUAACAAUCCUGCAACUUGACUAUAAUUUACUUAGUAAAGUGAGGAAGGGAGGUCUGUUUGGAUUAGACGGUUUACAGAAAUUAACGUUGUCGCACAAUCGAAUAAAAACGAUCGAGACGCAAGCAUGGGAGUUGUGCAAAGAAAUCGUAGAAUUGGAUCUAUCGCACAACGGAAUAACUUCCAUAGAACGGGGUACUUUCGAAUUUUUAGAAAAGUUAGAAAAACUCAAAAUGGAUCACAACCAAAUAGCAUACAUUUCAAAUGGCGCGUUCAGUUCAACGCCUAAUUUACAAAUACUGGAACUCGACUUUAAUAAAAUUUCGUACAUGGUGGAAGAUCCCAAUGGCGCUUUCAGUCUACUGGGACAUUUAUGGAAAUUGGGACUAGCGCACAAUAGAAUAAAAUCGGUGAAUAAGAAAGCAUUUACCGGAUUGAGCAGGGUAACCGAACUAGAUCUGACUGGUAACGAUGUAACAAGCAUUCAGGAAAAUGCGUUUGUUUCGAUGACCAGUCUGGUUAAACUCAGAAUGAACUCGAGAGCCCUGGUUUGCGACUGUGGAUUACAGUGGUUAAGUAUGUGGUUACGAGAGCACAGAUACAGCGACGCGGAAGUAUACUGUGGAUAUCCGCAAUGGUUGCAGGGUAUGUCGUUGACGCAACUGCAUCACAAAAAUUUUACGUGUGACGAAUAUCCAAAACCAAGAAUCAUCGAGGAACCCAAGAGUCAGAUGGGCAUUAAAGGGGACAAAGUGACAUUGACUUGUCGCGCAACGAGCACCGCCAACGCGCCGUUACAUUUUACGUGGAAGCACGAUAACGUUGAAAUAGAAAGUGGCAAUUUGCAAAUAAAUACAGACUCUAUGGAAAGCAGCGGCGUAACGGAGGCAUCGUCGGUUUUACACCUCACGAACGUCACGCACGCAAACGCUGGAAAGUAUCAAUGUAUGGUCACGAACACAUACGGAACAACGUAUUCCACGAAGGCGAAGAUAAGCAUUUUAAUUUAUCCGUCGUUCUCGAAAAUUCCGCACGACAUACGCGUAACCGCUGGGAGCACUGCUCGCCUCGAAUGCUCCGCAGAAGGGCAACCGUCGCCGCAAAUAGCGUGGCAGAAAGACGGAGGUAACGACUUCCCAGCGGCGAGAGAGAGAAGAAUGCACAUGAUGCCGACCGACGAUGUAUUAUUCAUCGUGGAUGUAAAAACUGCCGAUAGCGGCGUUUAUUCUUGCACCGCGCAAAAUCUGGCCGGCCUUAUUGUCGCGAACGCCACGCUCACCAUAUUAGAAACACCGUCGUUCGUGAAACCGAUGGAGAAUAAAGAAAUCAUGGUCGGCGGUUCGAUCGUGUUGGAGUGCAUGGCUAGCGGUAUGCCCAGACCGAAGUUAUCCUGGCGCAAAAACGGAAAUCCUCUGCAGGCCACCGAGCGCCAUUUCUUUACUGCCGAGGACCAAUUACUGAUCAUCGUCAACACCAUAAUUAGCGACGCGGGAAAUUACGAAUGCGAAAUGAGCAAUUCUUUGGGCAGCGUCGUUGGUGCGUCUCAUCUCACGGUGAAACCAGCUCCUACUUCUAGUCCUGCCGCGGUGAGCGAAGACGACAUACUGGGUUUAAUAAUAAUCACCGUAGUAUGUUGCGCCGUUGGUACGUCCAUAGUGUGGGUGGUUAUAAUCUAUAAAACCAGAAGACGUUUGAACGUGGUGGUGCAAAAUGGAAACGCACAACCAUCGACGGCCGUUGUGACCGCACUGCCGGACACGCAGACACAUUUAUACUUGGAAACGAGUUCGCAGCACAGCAAAGACAGUGGUACAGGCGACAGUACCAAUCCUAGUAACGAUCAGUUACAAUUAUGUUUACCUGAGGAGAUCGUUACGUGUUCCGUGACCAACGAAGAAGAAACUACCGGGGCUAUGAACGUCGGUGCUCCCCUGUUACGAUACACGAACCAUGAACGGCAUGUUCGCGUGAACGACGACUGUGCAGUUUAAAAGAGAUCUCGAGAGCAAGCUGUAUAAUCCGUCGCGUUUCUCACAACCAGUGUUUACGAAUUACUUUCCUACGACACGGAAGGGUUCAAAGUAUGAUCGCCGCUACUGAUCGCAGUAUGUCAAACAGGCACAACCGACGAUCCCGUCGUUAUGUUCGGACGAUUACGUAAUCGACUAACCGAACGAUUUCACGGUCAUUGUGCAGCAAAGUAUUUAUUACCAUACUUAUAAUUCAUUCUAUCGCGUACCCGCACGACUAUCGGUAAGUACAAGUGAUAGCGAAGACAAGCACGCGUCUCAUUUGUCGUAUUUAUUAUCGGGGCGAAGUGUCGCGAGACCGCAGCGCCGCGACGAGCAGCGCGAACACGAAAGUACUAAAUUACGUAUGAUUUGUAAAUAUUUAGGAUUAAGGCGAUUACGUCGUGAUUUUUACUUGGUGUACGAUGACAUCGGGAUAUACCGUAAGACGCAAGAGCCACUUAUUAUUAUAUAGACCAGUCUUUUGUGAUAGAUAUUUAUUUUAGGAUUACGUAAACUAUUAGACGGUUAUAUUUAUAACGACGAUGUCUGAAAGAAGCGAGGAGAAGGAGGAACGAAAAAAAAAAAAGAGAAACACGUAGGCACACGUAUGCCCUCCGCGUUACACGUUAUUAUACAUAUUCAUCGAACACGUACACAUACAUACACGUGUGUAUAUAUACAUAUGUACAUUUGUUUUGCACCAAAGUGCUGGUAAUAGACACUUCGCGAUUUGUCUUCCCCCCCUUUAUUCUUUAUUCGUAGACCGGUUUAUUAACGCCAUCAUAGACGAGUGCUCCGUGGUAAUUUUAAUUCGUCGACGACGAUUGCUCAUUUUUACCGAUAGGCGUAUCGAUGCCUGCCUAAUUUAAAAUACGCGCCUAACUAUAUUAUCCGCUUCUAUCAACGACUUUCCCCUUUUUUAGUAUUAUAUUUACUAAACUUUUAAGUAUAUAACGCUCGUGUUUUGCGAGAUAUAGCGUAUUAAUAUCCUUGGUCAUUUCGCGGGCGUUUCACCGCUCGAUCGAGAAUUGAUACAUCGAGGCGUUUGCGUGGUAUCUCUUCCCUUCUUGCGAUCAAACCGGAACCGGCAGAUUUCAUGUAGAGACUGGUUGAUUUUUAACAAGUUCGUUACCACCGUAUUCGAAAUACAUAAUUAAAAGCAUACACGCUGUGGUGGACGGUUUUCCCGACUGAAUGGUAGUAACGAACGUGUUAGCAGAUUCGUGCAAGAAGCGAAGACGUACCGUAUCCGAUAAGUUCGUUUUCAUUUGCGAUUUCGUUCCAACAAAAAGAAAAAAAAAAAUUGAGAGGAACGAUCGCACGUUUCGAUGGUAAAUUCUCGUGUCUCGUCGUGUUUUCGUACUG